This is a messenger RNA of Polypterus senegalus (gray bichir), 936 nucleotides long. RefSeq names its product olfactory receptor 6N2-like. Gene Ontology annotation, biological process: G protein-coupled receptor signaling pathway. The transcript is spliced from 7 exons. The coding region runs from base 1 to 936 and encodes 311 amino acids. NCBI's taxonomy places the organism in Eukaryota, Metazoa, Chordata, Cladistia, Polypteriformes, Polypteridae. The record is from RefSeq and is a predicted model, not a curated record. Gene Ontology annotation, molecular function: olfactory receptor activity; G protein-coupled receptor activity. Gene Ontology annotation, cellular component: membrane.
AUGGCCGAUGUUCGGGAUGAGUUUUGGAGCAGCUACAUGGGUCGGGAGAAGCCUCUGGAUAAAGAAGACUUCAACGAGUAUGUGCCGGGGAUAUCCUAUGAUCUCAGCGAUAUGCAAACGAAUGGAUCUAAAACUGCAUCUUUCACACACUUUGAACUGCAUGAUACCGGAGAUAAGGAGAUUAAUGGAUCCAAAUCGGCAUCUUUCACACACUUUGAACUGGUGGGUUUUCCAGGUCUCAUGGACUACAAGACGGUUCUCUAUGUUGGAUUCCUCAUACUCCUACAUGUUAAUGGCAAUAUCGAUUAUUCCCAAACUUCUGGCAGUUCUUUCUGGAGGAUGGAGCGGAUGUCUGCCAUCUGGCUGACCAACCACGUGCGUUACCUGAUAGACAUGCUACUAGUAACAUCAAUUAUUCCCAAACUUCUGUCCAUUCUCUCUGGCUAUGACAAUACCAUUUCUUUUGCUGCUUGCUUUGGGCAAAUGUAUUUUAUUAUAUCUUUUGGUUCAACAGAAAACUGCUUGGUGGCAGCGAUGGCAUAUGACCGAUACAUUGCAGUUGUUAAGCCUCUACAUUAUAAUGUGAUAAUAAACCUGAAAAAGUGUGUGGUUAUAAUGACCACCGUGUGGACACUUGGAUUCCUAAUUCCUUCUGCUUUCAUAAUACUAGCUUCAGAGCUGCCAUACUGCGCUUCAAAUAAAAUCAUGCACUGUUUUUGUGACUACCCAGCAGUGCUUUCCCUGGCUUGUACUGACAUUUCUGAUUAUGAAAAAGGAGCAUUUGGUCUUGCUUUGUUUGUAAAUUAUGUACCCUUACUUUUUGUGCUGUGGACAUAUGUCAGAAUUAUAGUUUCUGUUGUAAAACUCAAGACAAAGGAGAGCCGAGCAAAAGCCUUUUCAAUGUGCUCUUCGCAUGUGACUAUUGUGUUGAUGUAG